AUGACAGAGACAAUUAGUCCUCAAAAGCUCGCCCACGUUGUCCUUCGAACCGCUCAAUUCGACAAGAUGCUUGAUUUCUACAAAAUUUUCCUUGGGGCGAGAGUCGCCUUCAGCAAUGGUGAGCUAGGACUACUCCGCUACGACGAUGAGCACCACCGCAUCGCAAUUGCCGGAAUUCCAGGCACUACCAAGAAGGAACCGACUUCUGCGGGUCUGUGGCAUGUGGCAUUCACCUUCAAUUCUUUGCAAGAACUAUUGACUGCCUAUACACAAAGAAAGGCACAUGGUAUACUGCCAGCCUGGUGUAUCAACCAUGGACCAACCACAAGCAUGUACUAUUUCGAUCCUGAUGGCAACCAAAUCGAGACGCAGAUAGAUAACCUAGAGCCAGAGGAAGCAGAUAUAUAUAUGCAGUCUCAUAGCUAUCAAGAGAACCCUAUCGGGGUCAAGUUCGAUCCUGAAGAGGUGAUAGGUAUGCUCGAACAGGGAGUGGACGCUGAGGUGAUCAAGAAACGUAUUGAUAUUGGUCCAAAAGACUUCCGUGAUAUACCUAAGGAGAUUAUCCCAUACUCUUAA
Messenger RNA from Exophiala bonariae, 576 nucleotides. RefSeq lists its product as uncharacterized. The transcript has a single exon. NCBI's taxonomy places the organism in Eukaryota, Fungi, Ascomycota, Eurotiomycetes, Chaetothyriales, Herpotrichiellaceae. Bases 1 to 576 code for a protein of 191 amino acids. The record is from RefSeq and is a predicted model, not a curated record.